This is a messenger RNA of Diutina rugosa, 528 nucleotides long. RefSeq names its product Arf3p (gene ARF3). Gene Ontology annotation, molecular function: GTP binding; GTPase activity. Lineage: Eukaryota; Fungi; Ascomycota; Pichiomycetes; Serinales; Debaryomycetaceae. Gene Ontology annotation, cellular component: cytoplasm. Gene Ontology annotation, biological process: vesicle-mediated transport; intracellular protein transport. The coding region runs from base 1 to 528 and encodes 175 amino acids. The transcript has a single exon. The record is from RefSeq and is a predicted model, not a curated record.
AUGGGCAGUGUGCUUACCAAGCUAUUUAAGAACCGGGAGAUGCGGAUUCUCAUGUUGGGGUUGGACAACGCCGGCAAGACGACCAUCCUCUACAAGAUGAAGUUGGGGAAGACGCUGAAGACGGUGCCCACCGUCGGGUUUAACGUGGAGACGGUGAAGCAUAAGAACAUUCUGUUUGCCGUGUGGGACUGCGGUGGGCAAGAAAGAAUCCGCCCGUUGUGGCGACACUAUUUCACCGGCACCAACGCCCUCAUCUACGUGGUGGACUCGCUGGACAUCGACCGCCUCGACGAGCUGAAAAAGGAGUUGAUGCGGGUGAUCAACGACAAGGAGUUGGCCAACUGCCUUUUGAUCGUCCUUGCCAACAAGCAGGACGUGCUGGGGGCGAUUAAGCCCAAGGAGGUCAUUGAAAGGUUCGAAUUGAACAAGUUGACCGGCCAACACAUGUGGUCGGUACAGCCGACGGUGGCUAUCGACGGCACCGGGUUGACCGAGGCGUUCAACUGGAUUCUGACCCACUCCAAGUGA